AGAAUUCUAUGUACUCAAAAGAGGUAGCAUAUAAAGAAUCCAUUAAUGUAUGGAAAGAAAUUAAAAAUAAGCCCAAACACCAGAUCGAAAAUAUUAUAGAAAACUUAAUUAUAAAUACUAUCUCUACUAUACAAGACUUACUUUCUGCUCAAAAUUUCAUUGCUGCUCCUUUAGUUCAGAAUAGGAUAAUUGAGAAAACUGUUGCUCCAAGUACAUUACUACUGAAUGCUGCAGUACAAAUAAAGAUAACAGAAGCUAUUAUUAAAAUAAAUAAUGAAAUUGCAGAAUGCCAAAGAACCCAUAAUACCACAAUCGAUCUAGAAGUUAAAUUCAAAUUAAUAGAACACAUAGAAAGUUUUAAGCAAACUCUUCAUAACGAGAUAGUUAAAUAUGAUUCUUCUGAGUAUCCUCCUUUAUUGUUCAAAUAUUCAGACUUGCUUGAACAAAUUAAUAACAGUAUUGAGUUCAGAGCUACUGAUAGCAAAAGGAGAAAAGAAACAAUAAAAGUUAGAACUAUAAACCAUCUACAUGAUGAAUUAGAAAAAAAUUAUGAUAAACAUAUCUCUUAUACUACUAUAUACAAUUACUUAAUGCUGUGUCAUCAAAAUUCUAUUGCAGCAAAAAAGAAUUAUCAUCUGACUAAUGUUCAGGAUAAUAAGGCCAAAAUUUCACUUGGCAUUCUUGCAGUUAGCAAAACUUUCAAAGCCAUACAAAGUGCUAAUGAGCUAACAAUUCUUCCAGAUCAUGAUUUCCCUAUUAGCUUAAGUGGCCAACUGUUGAUAUAUAUUCGUUCGCAAUAUGAAAUAGGAACAAGUUCUAUAACACAUAUGAGCGAUCUAUAUUCAUUAGCAAAUAAUAGCUAUUUUGAUAAUAGUCUUAAAAUUGAUAAUAAAAUUAGACCUAUCUGA
This is a messenger RNA of Scutellospora calospora, 908 nucleotides long. The record is from the annotation of a GenBank genome assembly. NCBI's taxonomy places the organism in Eukaryota, Fungi, Glomeromycota, Glomeromycetes, Diversisporales, Gigasporaceae.